Messenger RNA from Symbiodinium necroappetens, 1011 nucleotides. The record is from the annotation of a GenBank genome assembly. NCBI's taxonomy places the organism in Eukaryota, Dinophyceae, Suessiales, Symbiodiniaceae.
AUGGUGCGCCUCCCUCUUGCGUUGGUGGCCUUUUGUGCAGGACUUGGCUUCGGCUCGGCGGGGGAGACACGGCUCCGGGGGCGGAAGCAGUCAAGCGAAGACGCGGCGGAGUGGUCCUUUCUGAACCCGAAUCCAGAGAUCCUCGUGUGGGAUGAGGAGACCGUGAUACUUCCCGGUGGCCACGAGCGCUACAGCGGGUGGUUGAAGACUCCCCUCGUACAUGACCUGGCCAUGUCACCCUACGAAGCGGUGCCCUACAUUUGCCUCCGGGUAAAUGGAAUCCCUGCGACACAGCAGCCUGCCCAGAACGGGCCACUGCUGAUCCACUGUGGUGGGCCAGGAAGCGGCAAGGAAUGCCUGCCGAAGAAAGGCUUCGACAUUCGCGGCGAAGGCAAUGCCAGCGACCUGAACUCUCAUUUCGAUUGGUGGGCGAUCGACCAGCGAGGGGUUGGACUGGGAGGAGCGUCCGACGACAACGUCACAACACCUCCUUGCCCCUUCAAGUAUCCAUCCGGAGAAGAUAUCCUUCCCUUCCCGGAAUUCCACUGCAACGAGAUCGUGACCUCACCGCUGAACUUGGAGCAGAUCAUCCAGCUGAUGAUUGGCACGGAUGCAUCGGAAAGUGAUAUUGCAGAGGCGAAGGAGUACGUGUAUCCUAUUUUGGCCUUCGGUGGGCUGGCGGAUACCAACGAAGGCAUCAUGGCCUUCAACGAGACCUACGUCCGAUGGUUCUACCGUCUGCUCAAGCUGGAGCACAGUCUCUGCUACACAGCCCCACGAUACAAGUUGACCUCACCCAGUGGACGCGAGUACAACGUUCUCCGUUUUGGUGGGACUAUCGACCUGGCCCAAGACAUCGACCAGUUCCGACGCGCGAUCGGAGCGCCGAAGAUGUCUAUUUAUGGCAUGUCUUACGGUACUGCGGUUGGGGGGUCGUAUGGCACGGUCUUCCCGAAGUACGUGGGACGGUUGGUCUUGGAUGGAGCAGCUCUGCAAAAGAGCAUCGAACAU